AUGGCUUCACCAAAUGUGGACAUGUCUUCCGCUGCGGACCUCGAGACGUCCCAGUUCGACUUUGUAGUCGUGGGCGGCGGCACUGCAGGACUGGUCGUUGCCUCCAGACUGACUGAGAAUCCCGACAUCAAAGUACUGGUCCUCGAGGCUGGCGCGGAUCGCAGACAGGACCCAAGGGUCAAGAUUCAAGGUCUCGCGCUGAGCACUUAUUUCGACCCCGAUUUCGACUGGUGCCUAUCUACUGAGCCUCAGUCUCUGUUCAGCCUGGACUCAAUAAUCGACGACUCGGUCAGCCACAAGGAAAGAUACUUGGAGGCUCAUCUGCGCUUUGACUCGUGGGAGAAGCUGGGCAAUGCCGGUUGGGGGUGGCAGUCAAUGGCGCCUUACUUCCGCAAGUUUCACACGUACACCGCUCCUGAGUCCAAAACUCAGGAGGACCUCAUGCUAGACUAUGUGGUGAAAGAUGCCCAGGGAACCAGUGGCCCCCUCCAGAUCUCAUAUGGGAGCGGCGCUGGGUAUCCUCCCUUUAACAGCGCCUGGCCGCGAGCAUGGUCAAACCUCAACAAGAAGUUGAUCGGGGAUCCUAUCAGCGGAAUUGCGGUGGGCUCGUUCAACAAUCCUGCCACGAUUGACCCGGUCAGCAAGGAGAGAUCUCACGCGGGAAACGCAUACCUUUCAGAAGAGGUCUCGAGCAGGAAAAACCUUCGCGUGGUCACUGAAGCUCUCGUCUCCAAGGUGGUCUUGGAGAAAGGCCCGGAUGGUAAAGUCAAAGCAACCGGCGUCGAGUUCAAAGCAAAGGAUGGGCAGACGCGCCGGGUGACAGCCGGUCAUGAAGUUAUCCUGGCCGCAGGCGCCAUCAAGACGCCUCAGGUGCUCGAGCUUUCCGGGAUUGGGGGCGCGAAAGUCCUUCGAGACAAUGGCGUCGAGUGCCUCGUCGAGAACCCCAACGUAGGCGAGAAUCUGCAGGACCACGGUUUCGUGCCCUUUUCGUGGGAAGUUGCAGACCCAGCUACAUCAGCCGACCAGAUGCGCAACCCAGAGGUGGUCCAGAUGGCGCUGGGUGCUUACACCACCGCCAAGGCCGGACCGUUGAGCACUCACGCCCUCGCCUCGGCCUUUCUGCCGCUACAGAACCAGGAUCUCAGCCCAGCAUCCGUGGAUGAGCUCCUCCCGGCCCACUUUGACGUCCACCCCGUCCCGGCCGCGCUGAAGAAGCAGUACGAAGUCCUCCGCGAGCAGAUCCGGGCGCCGGACGACUGCUCAGCCCAAUACACCCUCGCGCCCUUCCAGAUCACGCCCAGCGCAGACCCGUCGCCGCAGGCGACCUUCGGGAUGAAGGAGGACGGCUUCUACGCGUCCAUGGUGGCCGUGCUCAACCACCCCUUCAGCCGCGGCUCGGUGCACAUCCGGUCGCCCGACCCGGAGGCGGCGCCCGCCGUGGACCCGCGCACCAUGUCGCACCCGCUGGACCUGGAGCUGCACGCGCGGCACGCCCUCGUGCUCGAGACGCUGCGCGACACGAGCCCCCUGCGCGAGCUGUUCAAGGAGGGCGGGCGGCGCAUCCACAAUGCCGGCAGGAGGGUGCAGACGCUGGAGGAGGCCAGGGAGGCUGUGCGGAACGGCUUCACGCCGCAUUACCACGUCUGCGGCACCGCGGCGAUGCUGCCCCGGGAGGAGGGUGGUGUUGUAGACCCCAAGCUGAGGGUUUAUGGUGUGGACGGCUUGCGUGUGGUGGACGCUAGUGUGUUCCCGUUGAUUCCUAGGGGGAAUAUCCAGUCUAAUGUGUAUGCUGUGGCCGAGAGGGCGGCGGAGAUUCUGUUGGAGGGAUGGCAACAGAGGUCGUCAUAA
Diaporthe citri is the source of this 1848-nucleotide messenger RNA. RefSeq lists its product as uncharacterized. Bases 1 to 1848 code for a protein of 615 amino acids. The record is from RefSeq and is a predicted model, not a curated record. Lineage: Eukaryota; Fungi; Ascomycota; Sordariomycetes; Diaporthales; Diaporthaceae. The transcript has 3 exons. Gene Ontology annotation, molecular function: flavin adenine dinucleotide binding; oxidoreductase activity, acting on CH-OH group of donors.